CAUUCAACAGCAGACUGACCCGGACCACAGAGGAUAGCUAACGGUAAUCUGUCUCUCUCUGUCUCUCUCUGUCUCUCUCUCUCUGUCUCCCUCUGUCUCUCUCUCUGUCUCUCUCUGUCUCUCUCUCUCUGUCUCUCUCUCUCUGUCUCUCUCUCUCUCUCUCUCUCUCUCUCUCUCUCUCUCUCUCUCUCUCUCUCUCUCUCUCUCUCUCUCUGUCUCUGUCUCUGUCUCUGUCUCUCGCUCUCUAUCUCUCUCGGAGAGCUAACAGCUUCAUCUAACUCCACAGGAUAGUCUUCUAACUCCAGAGGAAACCAUAAGACCAUGGCUCCCCAGUUGUUGAUGUUGUCUCUGGUCUCAGCUCUCUACCUGGUGGCUCAGGGACAGGAGCAGCCUCAACCCAUAGAGGAGGAACUCAUCACAGCCAGUAAGUACUGUGGACUAGCCUACCUUACUUUACGCUAACCUUGCCUUACCUUACACUAAUCUUACCUUAUCCUAACCUUCCCUUACUGUACCUUAGCCUAACCUUACCUUAGUGUACCUUACCCUAACAUUACCUUAGUGUACCUAUCCCUAACCUUCCCUUAGUGUACCUUACCCUAACAUUACCUUAGUGUACCUUACCCUAACCUUCCCUUACUGUACCUUACCCUGACCUUACCUUAGUGUACCUUACCCUAACAUUACCUUAGUGUACCUAUCCCUAACCUUCCCUUACUGUACCUUACCCUAACCUUACCUUAGUGUACCUUACCCUAACCUUACCUUAGUGUACCUUACCCUAACAUUACCUUAGUGUACCUAUCCCUAACCUUCCCUUACUGUACCUUACCCUAACCUUACCUUAGUGUACCUUACCCUAACAUUACCUUAGUGUACCUUACCCUAACCUUCCCUUACUGUACCUUACCCUAACCUUACCUUAGUGUACCUUACCCUAACAUUACCUUAGUGUACCUAUCCCUAACCUUCCCUUAGUGUACCUUACCCUAACAUUACCUUAGUGUACCUUAUCCUAACCUUCCCUUACUGUACCUUACCCUAACCUUACCUUAGUGUACCUUACCCUAACAUUACCUUAGUGUACCUAUCCCUAACCUUACCUUACUGUACCUUACCCUAACAUUACCUUAGUGUACCUAUCCCUAACCUUACCUUAGUGUACCUUACCCUAACAUUACCUUAGUGUACCUAUCCCUAACAUUACCUUACUGUACCUUACCCUAACAUUACCUUAGUGUACCUAUCCCUAACAUUACCUUACUGUACCUUACCCUAACAUUACCUUAGUGUACCUAUCCCUAACCUUACCUUAGUGUACCUUACCCUAACAUUACCUUAGUGUACCUAUCCCUAACCUUACCUUACUGUACCUAUCCCUAACCUUACCUUACUGUACCUUACCCUAACCUUACCUUAGUGUACCUACCCUAACCAGCCAGUAGUAGUGUUGUGAUAUGAUACUAGCUGAAUCUAAACACAGCAAUACACUGAGCUGAUUCUGAUGAGCUAAACUUGAUCUGUUUAUUCAAUUAAUGCCUGUUCACUGACUGGUCCACUGACUGGUCCACUGACUGGUCUACUGACUGGUCCACUGACUGGUCCACUGACUGGUCCACUGACUGGUCUACUGACUGGUCCACUGACUGGUCCACUGACUGGUCCACUGACUGGUCCACUGACUGGUCCACUGACUGGUCCACUGACUGGUCUACUGACUGGUCCGCUGACUGGUCCACUGACUGGUCCACUGACUGGUCCACUGACUGGUCUACUGACUGGUCUACUGACUGGUCCACUGACUGGUCACUGCGGUCACUGACUGGUCUACUGACUGGUUCCACUGACUGGUCUACUGACUGGUCCACUGACUGGUCCACUGACUGGUCUACUGACUGGUCCACUGACUGGUCCACUGACUGGUCCACUGACUGGUCCUUACUGACUGGUCCACUGACUGGUCCACUGACUGGUCCACUGACUGGUCCACUGACUGGUCCACUGACUGGUCCACUGACUGGUCUACUGUGGACUAGAUUCAAUCUUCAGGUGAUUCAUGAAAUGGUUCAAUACCUUAAUCCAAACCCCGCUCAUUUGAAGAUUAAUUAAAAUGUUUGAUGUCAACAGGAGGGGAACUAGCAAGACAUAGAGGGUUAAAAGUCUGGUUGCUCUGGUGGCAGUGAAACAUUUAAAGGGGCAAUCCGGGAUUGGUGCCAUUUUGGACUUUACAUUUUUCUUAAACCAUCCAAACAAUUGGUAUAUAUAUUUUUGGCCUCCUUAACUUUUUUUGAAUCCCCAAAUGCCAUUUUAAGGUUGUUUGAAAACCCCUGUCUGUUGUCCAGACAUAAAUGACUCUCAGAAAUGCCAGAGCAGUUGAUGUCAUAUGUUGAGCUGGGCAGAAGCACACGGGAGAGAACUUUUUUUGGGCAGACUUUUUUUUUUUUACCACAAUAUUGACGCCAUCCUGCCCACUCAGCUCUCUGGUUCCUAUGAGUCAGAAGAGUUGGACUGUGUUGCUGUUCUGUUUUUCCUGACUGCUCCUGCUGCUGGGUAAGCCUUUAGUAUAGGAGUUAGCUUCAUAACCUCACAGUGGACCAGCCUCAAAUGUCUCCAAUCCCGCUUUCCAACCGCUACCUUUUCUUUAGUGUAAUUGACUAAGACGAGGUCAAGCGGGCGGUCACAUGUGUUUGCGAGACAGAAGAUCCUUGGUUCGAGCCCAGUAAGGGACAUGGGAAAAAAAGCAAUACCAUAGCCUUGGGAAGUAGGGGUGCUGAGGGUGCAGAAUUAAAAAACAAGUAGUGUACUGGUCCUUUACUAGUCCUGUAUUAAUGUAGUGUACUGGGCCUUUACUAGUCCUGUAUUAAUGUAGUGUACUGGUCCUUUACUAGUCCUGUAUUAAUGUAGUGUACUGGGCCUUUACUAGUCCUGUAUUAAUGUAGUGUACUGGGCCUUUACUAGUCCUGUAUUAAUGUAGUGUACUGGGCCUUUACUAGUCCUGUAUUAAUGUAGUGUACUGGGCCUUUACUAGUCCUGUAUUAAUGUAGUGUACUGAGCCUUUACUAGUCCUGUAUUAAUGUAGUGUACUGGUCCUUUACUAGUCCUGUAUUAAUGUAGUGUACUGGGCCUUUACUAGUCCUGUAUUAAUGUAGUGUACUGGUCCUUUACUAGUCCUGUAUUAAUGUAGUGUACUGGGCCUUUACUAGUCCUGUAUUAAUGUAGUGUACUGGGCCUUUACUAGUCCUGUAUUAAUGUAGUGUACUGGGCCUUUACUAGUCCUGUAUUAAUGUAGUGUACUGGGCCUUUACUAGUCCUGUAUUAAUGUAGUGUACUGAGCCUUUACUAGUCCUGUAUUAAUGUAGUGUACUGGGCCUUUACUAGUCCUGUAUUAAUGUCGUGUACUGGGCCUUUACUAGUCCUGUAUUAAUGUAGUGUACUGGGCCUUUACUAGUCCUGUAUUAAUGUAGUGUACUGGGCCUUUACUAGUCCUGUAUUAAUGUAGUGUACUGGGCCUUUACUAGUCCUGUAUUAAUGUAGUGUACUGGGCCUUUACUAGUCCUGUAUUAAUGUAGUGUACUGGUCCUUUACUAGUCCUGUAUUAAUGUAGUGUACUGGUCCUUUACUAGUCCUGUAUUAAUGUAGUGUACUGGUCCUUUACUAGUCCUGUAUUAAUGUAGUGUACUGGGCCUUUACUAGUCCUGUAUUAAUGUAGUGUACUGGGCCUUUACUAGUCCUGUAUUAAUGUAGUGUACUGGGCCUUUACUAGUCCUGUAUUAAUGUAGUGUACUGGGCCUUUACUAGUCCUGUAUUAAUGUAGUGUACUGGGCCUUUACUAGUCCUGUAGUGAUUAUAGCCGUCUGUAUAUCGGUCCCCCCCCCCGACAAACAUCUUCCCACCACAAUGAACAAUACUGUUAAUCAAGCGCAGCGACGCUGUUCCACUUGCUACUAAACAUGUAGGUGGUCUCAGUCUCAACGCGUUCCUCUCUUCUGUUCAGCUCCAUCUAACUGAGUCUGUGUGUUUGUUGUGGUUGUAGAGAACAUCCAGCCUCUGGGUGGCUGGUUCAACAGAGACCCAGAGAGCCCGGAGAUACAGACUGCUGCUAAAGCUGCCGUGGAGGCGUUUAACAGCCAGUCUAAUGCCAGGAAAUACUUCAGACUCAUCAACGUCAUCUCUGCUGAGACACAGGUGACAUCAUAAUCAUACUCUACUUCCUGUAUAGUGCACUACUUUUCCCAUUUUGGACACAUUCCUAUCCUUCUUGCUACCUCCCUUUACAUGAUACAGUCCUUUACACACCUUCUGCUAGUAAUGGAAGGAUUGGAUAACAUUCAUUUUAUAUAGUUGUACAUCACUGAACUUUUCAUGAAAAAAAACAUCUCUCAUUAUUAGUUAAUUUAGUCAACUAAAAAGCUGAUGUCAAUAGGGUUGUUAGGUUGUUUUUCCUAAGGCUCUCCUUUAUAUGACCAACACAGGUGACUAACAAGAUCAACUAUAAGAUUGAGGCGACCAUCGGGAAGACCAAGUGCCUCAAAACCGAGCACAACUCUGAUGUGGAGUCCUGUGUUCUGGGGAAAAGGGUGACUUUUCUAAAUAUUUACAUUUACAGCUUUGUCGUUACGGGCGGCAGGUAGCUUAGUGGUUAAGAGCGUUGUGCCAGUAACCGAAAGGUCGCUGGUUCUAAUCCCCAAGCCGACUAGGUGAAAAAUCUGUCGAUGUGCCCUUGAGCAAGGCACUUAACCUUAAUUGCUCAUGUAAGUCGCUCUGGAUAAGAGCGUCUGCUAAAUGACUAAAAUGUAAAUGUAAAAAUUUAGCAGAUGCUCUUAUCCAGAGCGACUUACAGUUAGUGAGUGCAUUUUUUUUUUUUUUUUUUUACUACAUGUAUUUUCUGAUGCUCAUAAAUUUACAGACCAAGGAAUACAGAUAUACUGUAUGGAACUUAAAAACGGUAUUUGUGUUCCAAAUGGCACCCUGUUCUCUAUAUAGUGCACUACUUUUGACCAGAGUAGUGCACUAUAUAGGGACUAGGGUGUCAUUUGGGACACUGGGUUACAUAAGUGUAAUUAUUACAUAAGUGCCUCUGCAUUGGGAAAGCUCCAGAUUUAGCAGCUUUUUCCUUUUAAUGGAGAGAUUUUUAGCACUUAAUGCAGAUACUGAGCUGGGUAUUAGAACCGUAUACUUAUGUAAGUAAAAAACUAAAAUGUUAUAGCUUGCAGUACAUAUACAGUACUUGCCUGGGGGUACCAGACUGGUUUGUGUUAUCAGACAUGUUGGUAACAAUAGCACAAACAGGUCUGGUACUUGGCCUAUACAGACAGUACACCAUGUAAUAUUGACCUCAUAGAUCACAGCAUAUGUACAGUAUAUUGACAUUAAUGUGACAUCGUUUGUUUGUUUUACAGCGUCUGACAUGUACGUUUGAGGUGUGGUUUAACCCUCGUAAUGACAAGCACGAGCUCUCCGCCUCCUCCUGCCAGAAGUAAGACUGA
This is a messenger RNA of Coregonus sp. 'balchen', 5486 nucleotides long. NCBI's taxonomy places the organism in Eukaryota, Metazoa, Chordata, Actinopteri, Salmoniformes, Salmonidae. The record is from the annotation of a GenBank genome assembly.